Dipodomys ordii (Ord's kangaroo rat) is the source of this 939-nucleotide messenger RNA. RefSeq names its product olfactory receptor 5K3-like. Gene Ontology annotation, cellular component: membrane. NCBI's taxonomy places the organism in Eukaryota, Metazoa, Chordata, Mammalia, Rodentia, Heteromyidae. The coding region runs from base 1 to 939 and encodes 312 amino acids. The transcript has a single exon. The record is from RefSeq and is a predicted model, not a curated record. Gene Ontology annotation, molecular function: odorant binding; olfactory receptor activity; G protein-coupled receptor activity. Gene Ontology annotation, biological process: sensory perception of smell; G protein-coupled receptor signaling pathway.
AUGACUGAGGACAACGACUCCUCCAUAACCGAGUUCAUCCUCACAGGAUUCACAGAUCAUCCGGAGCUGAAGGUCCUCCUGUUUGUGGUGUUCUUUGCCAUCUAUCUGGUCACCAUGGUGGGGAAUCUUGGAUUGGUGGCCUUGAUUUACAUGGAACGCCGUCUUCAAACACCAAUGUACAUCUUUCUGGGAAACCUGGCUCUCAUGGAUUCCUGCUGCUCCACUGCCAUUACUCCAAAGAUGCUAGAGAACCUGUUUUCUGCAGACAGAAGGAUUUCCCUCUAUGAAUGCAUGGCACAGUUUUAUUUUUUUUGUUUUGCUGAAACUGCAGACUGCUUCCUUUUGGCAGCAAUGGCCUAUGACCGCUAUGUGGCCAUUUGCAGCCCACUGCAGUACCAUACCAGAAUGUCUAAGAAACUCUGCAUUCAGAUGACCGCAGGUGCCCACAUUGCUGGAAACGUGCAUUCGAUCAUUCACGUAGGACUAUUAUUUAGGCUGACUUUCUGCAAGUCAAAUCAAAUCAAUCACUUCUUUUGUAAUGUCCUUCCCUUAUACAGACUCUCCUGUAUUGACCCAUAUAUCAAUUCAUUAAUGAUACUUAUCUUGUCAGGAUCCAUUCAAAUUUUUACAAUUACUGUAGUCCUAAUAUCCUAUUUCUAUAUUCUUUUCACUAUAUUCACAAUGAAAUCCAAAGAGGGAAGAGGCAAAGCCUUAUCUACCUGUGCAUCCCACUUCUUGUCUGUGUCAAUAUUCUAUGGUUCUCUUCUCUUCAUGUAUCUUCGACCCAGUUCAGUUAAUGAGGGAAAUAAAGAUAUAUCAGUUGCUAUUUUUUACACUCUAGUAAUUCCUUUAUUAAAUCCUUUCAUUUAUAGUCUUCGGAAUAAGGAAGUAAUAAAUGCUAUAAAAAGAAUUAUGAACAGGAAACAAUUUAACAUUUAG